ACCCGUUUGGUACCCACGUAAACCGCGGCGGGACAUCCCAACACGGAUCGAGACGCUUUCUAUAUAAAGGCCGCCCUCCGGAUUUUCUCAUCGUCACUUCGCACUCGAAACUCGAAGAAGCUGGUUGCUAACUAGUCCAGUAAACUUGUUAUCUCCUCCCGAUAAACCGUUCAACCAUGAAGAUCGCGCUAAUCGUUCUGGUUACGAUGUUGGCCGGCGCCAUCGCAUACCCUGCUCACCCUGCCGCGGAACAGGACGCUGUUCCCGAGGAACAAGAGAGUCCAGUGUCGAGGCCGAUCAGAGAGGCAAAUCCGGAUCCUCACCGCCACUUCGGUGGAUUCGGUGGAUAUCAUGGAUACGGUGGAUACGGUGGAUACGGCGGAUACGGCGGAUACGGCGGAUUCGGUGGCUUUCCCAUAGGCGGCUUCGGAGGUUCGCACAGCUCCGCUCAAGCUGGUGCUAUUAGCUCGCCGUUCGGAAGCGCUGCUUUUGCCAGCUCAAAGACCGGAGGCUUUGGACGAUGAGCAGCUGUCUUGGCUUCGAUCUUGGAUAGUCGAUUUCCUUUCAACAACGACAACAGACCGUGUUGCUCAAUUUUAUAUAUAUUCCUCGUGUUAUUUUAGUUAUUUAAAUAAACUUUUGUAACAAACGAA
This is a messenger RNA of Apis cerana (Asiatic honeybee), 653 nucleotides long. RefSeq names its product keratin-associated protein 19-2. The record is from RefSeq and is a predicted model, not a curated record. NCBI's taxonomy places the organism in Eukaryota, Metazoa, Arthropoda, Insecta, Hymenoptera, Apidae.